Messenger RNA from Lathyrus oleraceus (garden pea), 1343 nucleotides. RefSeq names its product flavonol synthase/flavanone 3-hydroxylase. Bases 84 to 1118 code for a protein of 344 amino acids. NCBI's taxonomy places the organism in Eukaryota, Viridiplantae, Streptophyta, Magnoliopsida, Fabales, Fabaceae. The transcript is spliced from 3 exons. The record is from RefSeq and is a predicted model, not a curated record.
AUUCACUGUAUAUUUAUUAUGCUUAUAGUGGUUCUAUAAACACGUGACAAGAAACAACAAAGAGCAAAGAAAAAACUCAAGACAUGGGAGACAUAGAUCCAUCUUACAUACAAUCCACAGAACACCGUCCCAACUUAUCUACCUUUGUCCAAGUUGAUGAAAUUCCAAUCAUCGACCUCUCACAAAGUAAUCAACUAAACCUCAUCUCAGAGAUUGGCAAGGCGUGUGAAGAAUGGGGAUUCUUUCAAGUAAUCAACCAUGGAGUUCCCUCUGAUGUUAGCAAAAAGGUUGAGAUUGAGACAAAGAAGUUCUUUGAGCUAAGCUUAGAGGAGAAGAAGAAAGUGAAAAGAGAUGCAGUGAAUGCAAUGGGGUAUCAUGAUGCUGAACAUACUAAGAACAUAAGGGAUUGGAAAGAGGUUUUUGAUUAUCUUGUUGAGAAUACAACACUAGUUCCUUCUUCUCAUGAACCAAAUGACUCAGGGCUAAGAACUCUCACCAACCAAUGGCCACUAUACCCUCCUCAUUUCAGGGAAACAAUGGAGGAAUAUGCAAGGGAAGUGGAAAAGCUAUCUUACAAGUUAUUGGAGUUGAUUUCGUUGAGCUUAGGCUUACCUGGUGACAAAUUCCAUGACUGCUUCAAGAAUCAACUAAGCAUGGUGAGGCUGAAUCGCUAUCCUCCGUGUCCUUUCCCUGAUCUGGCACUUGGUGUCGGUCGUCACACUGAUUCUAGUGCCUUGACUGUGCUUGCACAAGAUGAUAUUGGAGGCUUACAAGUUAAGAGAAAAUCUGUUGGUGAUUGGAUUCCUGUUAAACCUACUCCUUCUGCAUUCAUCAUCAAUGUCGGUGACGUGGUUCAGGUUUGGAGCAAUGACAGGUAUAAGAGUGUGGAGCACAGGGUGGUAGUAAACACACAGAAAGAAAGGUUUUCAAUUCCAUUGUUCUUUUAUCCAGGUCACCAUGUUGUAGCGAAACCAGCAGAAGAGCUGGUGAAUGACAAGAGUCCUGCGAAAUAUAAAGCAUACAAUAUUGGUAAAUUCUAUGCUAAUAGAAACCGUAGUGAUUUCAACAAACGCGAGGUUGACAAUAUCCAAAUUCAUCAUUUCAGAGUUUUGGAUUAGAGAUGUUUAGCUCCAGUGAUAGAGUUUCAAGUGUUGUUUUUCAUAUCCCCAUUCUCUUUUAGGACAGAAUAAAAUCAUGAACAGAUUAUUCAUGUGGAAAUGUAAUUUUAAGUCAAUGUUUACAAUUCUGAAAUGUUGAGGGAUUGAUGCCAUGCUAAUAGAAUAAUCUUGUGCAAAUUUAGAUGAAACAAAUAUAUAUACUAGAUGAUGAAAGACAUUUGACUA